Molecule: messenger RNA, 405 nt
Organism: Mesitornis unicolor (brown roatelo)
Lineage: Eukaryota; Metazoa; Chordata; Aves; Mesitornithiformes; Mesitornithidae
Gene: SH2D1B
Product: SH2 domain containing 1B
Exons: 4
Coding region: 1-405 (134 amino acids)
Source: RefSeq, a predicted model, not a curated record
AUGGAUUUCCCAUUUUUUCAUGGAAAGAUAACAAAAAGAACCUGUGAAGAACUGCUGGGAAAGAACAGAAAGAAUGGUAGCUAUUUAAUACGAGAGAGUGAAAGUAUGGAAGGAGCUUUGUGUCUCUGUGUUUUCUUUGAAGAUCUCAUCUACACUUACCGUAUCUUCAGAGAACACCAAGGAUAUUUUAGAAUACAGACUACUGAAGGUGUCCCAGAUAAGAUCUUCAGAACGUUAAAGGACCUAAUAUACACUUAUGAAAAGCCAAAUCAAGGACUAAUAAUAAACCUCCGCUACCCAGUAAAGAAACAAAAGGCCUCACAAAGAAGCCAGAGGUUCAAGUCAGGAAAGGAUGGCAUUUAUGAUGAAAUUGAUGACAGCGAAUACGUCACUGUCUUACCCUGA